Toxoplasma gondii ME49 is the source of this 3047-nucleotide messenger RNA. RefSeq lists its product as hypothetical. The record is from RefSeq and is a predicted model, not a curated record. NCBI's taxonomy places the organism in Eukaryota, Apicomplexa, Conoidasida, Eucoccidiorida, Sarcocystidae. The coding region runs from base 415 to 1299 and encodes 294 amino acids. The transcript is spliced from 5 exons.
CAGAUGCGUAUACUAUAAAGCAACUUUGUGACUAGAAAAGUAGCAGCACAUCGUCGGUUGCAACGAGGGUAAUAACCAAGGGCUUUUUCAUGUGCACACUGAAGUUGGAGGAAACGCUGUUGUGCGAAAGUGUGUGGAACGGGUAAAAAUCACCCUGGAGGGAUCUUGUCUCGUAGUGUGUGGCUUCUUGAACGGUCUUUUCUUUUCGCCCUCUCUGCUCCUCUGGGGCCCCCUUUAUUUUCUACUGCCUGUCUGUUCCGAAGGAUUCUUCUCGCUUGUCUUUCCGGUGCACAACACGUUCUUUGAUGGUUUUCCCGUCUUCCGGUGUACGCUGAAGUUACCUGAGUAGCUUUCUUCGCCAGUCGGCCACCAUCAGACCGUACAUCGCUCAUAAUCCCGCAUACUGUCCUGACAAUGACAUCGGUCGCAGUUUCUUCACAUUCUCCUAAACCGGCUCCCCAGAGCCAGUCAUCUGUUCGAUCUCCGCGACAGAGUUCUGGUUCGACGACACUUAGAACUACAGCACCAUCAGCAUCUGGCAACAGUACUUCGAGUCACGAUCAGAGGGGAGACGGUUCGUCCAAGGGGAGACUGACUCCGGAGGACAUGCAAACUCAGAAGGACAACAGUGGAAAAUGCCAUCCUGGGGGAAUAACGUUGCAUCGCAGAGGAGGGUCGCAUUUGUCAAUGAGCGCCCUCGUCAACUUUCUGUUCGGUCUUCUCUUGUCCGCAAUCGUGGUGGUCACCGCUGCUGGAAUCGCUCAUCUCUCCCUUCCUUCGAAUCACCCGCUGCAGGAGUACGUCGACUUCGUGCUGGAUCACGCCCCCCGUUUGGGACUUUCUCGCACUCUUGAGGUGACGCCCUUUCUGACACAAGGAGUGGAGGCACUCAGAGAGGCCGGUCAUAUUCACGCGGCAGGCUACCUGGAGAGUGUCGUUGCGUGGCCCCAUACGGAGUUCGCCUUUCUCUGCGGCUUCGCAGUCGUCGCUCUUCUUUUGGCGACGAUAGUCUUACGGGGUCUUUGGCUCUACAAGAAGGAGAGAGAAAUCGAGGUGUCGCCGCCCCAGCAUAUGUAUUGCGCGAAUACAAUGACACCAGAGCAGUUCGCAGAUCGGCGAUUCACGUACCAGGCGCUUGCUCAGCUCAUGAAGGAUCCAGAGUUCCUCAAGCUGAAGGCACAACGUGCAGUCCAAGGGAGUGAAGCGUGGAAUUGGCAGAAACGGCAGCCUGAGCAACACGAGGAGGACGAAGAAGAGAGCGAGGACAUGGGAUCUGAAGAGGAGCAGGAGAGCAACUGAGUACCUCGUCCUUGGUGUGGACACCCGCUGGCGUGGAAUCCGUGACGCAUGUGACCGUGACAGAGACGUAAGAAGCUUUUGAACUCUGUAACUCAUCGUUGUCGAUAUUCCGUUGCCAUGUUGUGGAUCAAGGUAUCCGACCCUCUCAUUUCUUUGACGUGCGGCCUUCUGAAGGUACGGGAACUCUCACGACUUCAGAGCGGCACUACGGUCUUCUCAUGUAAUCCUUGCCACGCCAGCCACGUGAAAAUGAUGGUGACGCAAGUCCGUCGCUUUUGUCCUUCAGGAUAAGGAGGAUACAUGCCUUACUUUGCAUAGACUUGGGGACUGAGGAACAUGAGGAGGCGCGCCUCUUCGGUCGUGUAUGCUCGAAACGUGGAUGUCAUUUCUUUUCGUGUACUAGCCGCCUUCUUGCCAUACUGCAAAGGGCAGAAGGUGCUCUAUUCUAUAUCUUGUCGAGUUGCCGUUACCUUCGGGGUUCUCACACAGUCGGGGUGUGGAUGGCGCCCAUUCCUGAGGCCCGGCGCCGUGUCUAGAGUCUGUAAGAUGGCUCUCGUUGACACACGUGUUCGGGGUAUUACAUUUCCGCGACAGAGCUGUAGCAGAGAAAAAACGCGUUGCUGUCUCUCUGCUGCCAUCUGUGGGACAUGGUAAAUGUGUGUGGUCACUGCUUCUCGAUGCCUUCUGGCUCAGACUGGCAUCUUGUGGAACGUCUCAUCUAAGUGGGAUCUUCAAGCUUCCGUAUGACUAGAUGGCUAUGUAGGAAAUGCGGGGCGGAGAGGAGUCGCAAUGCGUGUAUUUAUCAGGGCUGAAAAGAAUUCACUUCCUGUCCGAAGUUCGUGUACAUCCGUGUCGAACGUGAGGGGUUCACUCGCUCUUCGGCAGCUGCUGGACGCGUCACCAUGAUGUAUCUCAGAGUGGCGUUGUAUGUGAGGCUUCAGCCACCAACACAGCAGCUUGGCGGGGCACGGUGGACGUCUGACAUUCAGGGAAAUCUGUUGGGCACGCAAUCCAGAGGGAGACUGUAUCAGAAGCUGUACGCUUAUAUUAUUUACGGACGGGAAAAGCCUGAGAAUGAAUGCAUCAAGAGACCACACCGCUCGUUGCGAAGGAUGUGGGGCGCUACCCGUGCCGAAUACAUUGGGGCAUUGGGAGUGCUGAAUCUUCCGAGUGGCGUAUAUUCGUGCAAGGUGCUCUAAACGCGGAUAGCCAUAAUGUUGUGAGUCCGCACCAAACAAGUGUGUUUCACAGUCUCUGCAUGAGCCCGGAGGAACCAUAAAUAUACGUGUUUGGAGACAGUGAAGUAAUGCUUCGGUUGAGGAUGACCGAUGCAGAGAACGGUGACGGAGACAUGCAUGUGGAUACGUCUGUAUACAUACUUGCUGAAAACGACACUGCCCACAUGUCGAGAUGCCUGUCUAUUUCAGCUUCAGUGAAUGCGGCGUGCGUCAAUGGAGGGAAAACUCGGUCUGCUUUGGUUAUCGUUUUGAGAAGUUGUUUAUCACUGACUAGUCAUUCCGUCCCUUAUGUGGCUUGACAUGUUUGCACUGCAGUUCGUCCACGCGCUGAGAUAAGUUUCCGUAGCGGCGGUGUGUCUGAAUUUUCUUGGAUUUUUUUCCGUGUCAGUUUCCUUUGGUAUUCCUGCGGGUGCAACGCAAGCGUCCUCUACAGAAAAACUAACCAUAAGGAACCCAAAGACAGCAAGGAUGCAUGACGAUGGUUGCUUCUGACUAUUUCUCUUCAUUCCG